This is a messenger RNA of Drosophila willistoni, 1415 nucleotides long. It is a transcript of the gene Dus4, whose product is annotated as tRNA-dihydrouridine(20a/20b) synthase [NAD(P)+]-like. Gene Ontology annotation, biological process: tRNA processing. The transcript has a single exon. The coding region runs from base 92 to 1306 and encodes 404 amino acids. Gene Ontology annotation, molecular function: tRNA dihydrouridine synthase activity; flavin adenine dinucleotide binding. Lineage: Eukaryota; Metazoa; Arthropoda; Insecta; Diptera; Drosophilidae. The record is from RefSeq and is a predicted model, not a curated record.
UGCGAAAUGCGUUAGGAAAUUUCUUACAGUUGUUUGUUUUGCUUUAAACUGGUGGUUUUUAUUUUGAUUUUGUUGAUCCUUUGAAGCCAAGAUGCACUUGCCGCAACAAAGACCACACCACGACAUUGCAGCUUUAUUCGCUAAUGCCCGGAGUCAAGCUACGGAACCAUUUCUACGGGUUAGUGCACCGAUGGUGCGAUACAGUAAAUUCGAAUUCAGGAAAUUGCUCCGCCAGAAUGGUGUUCAAUUGUGCUUUACCCCCAUGAUGAUAUCGGAAUCUAUUAACAACAGCGAAAAGGCCAGACAAAAUGAGUUUAGCACGGAUCAGGAUGAUCAGCCGCUUGUAGCACAAUUCGCGGCCAAGGAUGCAUCGGAGUUUGUGACCUCAGCGCAAUUGAUUUAUCCUUAUGUAGACGGCAUUGAUUUGAACUGUGGUUGCCCGCAGUCCUGGGCUAUGGCCAAAGGCUAUGGUUGUGGUCUAUUGCGUCAGCCAGAGCAGGUGAAGGACAUCGUGCGAGAGGUGCGACGAGUAUUGCCCACGGAUUUCAGUGUCUCUGUGAAGAUGCGUCUAUUGGGUGGCAGCCAGGAGACUUCCCUAGAGCGUACUAUUGAUCUGGCCCGCCAAUUGGAGCACACUGGCGUUACAUUCCUAACACUUCACGGUCGUACUCCUGCCCAGAAGCACUCCAAGGACACUCUAAAUAUCCCUGCCAUGAACGAAGUACAAAAAUCACUGCAAAUCCCUUUAAUAGUUAAUGGCAAUGUGGAAAGCUGGGAGGACGCCAUCGAAUUGCAGUCUCAAACUGGAGCAGCUGGUGUCAUGGCUGCUCGUGGCCUACUAGCGAAUCCGGCACUCUUCAAUAGCAAUUACCCCGAGGCCAAAGUAACGCCCUUGUCAUGUGUACAACAAUGGCUGGACAUUGCUUGUGCCGCCGGUGAUAAUUUGCAUUUUCAGUGUUUCCAUCAUCAUCUCACAUUUAUGUGGAGUAGCCAAAUGAAGCGCAAACUUCGUGUCCAAUUCAAUGGUCUAGAUACAAAGCCACAGGUUAUGGCCUUUCUUGAUGAAAACUAUCAAAUUCGACCCAGUGUCAAUACGGAUCAAUCGAUUAGCUAUACAAAUUGCACCUACACACAUUUCACGCCACCCAAACAUGCCAGGCAUAUUGCGGCCGAAACGGCAGCUCUGGAGGCUACAUGGAAUUCCCAAAGCGAUGGCAAAUUUUUCACUGAAUUUAAAACUCAAUCUACAGCCGAAACCGAUGAAGGCUUAGAGCUAGAUGGCCUCUUUGGUAGUGAAGAAGACUGAUUGAAAGAUUUUGUUUCAACGUAUUGAAAUAAUUUGUAAAUAAUUGUACAAAAAAAUAUAUUGUUAAGUUAAACGUUUGGCAAUUGCUAGUAAAGAUUAUUUAAAGUAA